Messenger RNA from Rhodofomes roseus, 2136 nucleotides. RefSeq lists its product as uncharacterized. The transcript has 3 exons. The record is from RefSeq and is a predicted model, not a curated record. NCBI's taxonomy places the organism in Eukaryota, Fungi, Basidiomycota, Agaricomycetes, Polyporales, Fomitopsidaceae. Bases 114 to 1775 code for a protein of 553 amino acids.
GAGAAGCAGCCAUCUCCUAAUUGGAGGCUGUUCUCCGUGCUUUCUCAGGUUUGCUUCGUCUUCGGCCCAUCACUCACGGGCUCCGAUGUAUAUAAGACUGUAUCCUUCUAGCCAUGUCUCUCACUACGCUCCGUACUACUAGUACGCGCUCACGCCUAACGCCCGUUCGCAUGUCCGACCAUCCGCUUGCCACUCCUCUGGACCUCGCCACUUCCACGCCCACCGAGUUCACCAUCGAUGCUGACGACCAGAAUGACCUCGUCUUCCACGUACCCAAGGCGCGCAAGAACAUCCCGCGGUUCCCGCAGGAGCUGGUGGACGCCAUCAUCGACUGCCUGCAAGACGACAGGGAGAGCCUGCUCGCAUGCGCUUUGACCUCUCAGUCAUGGCGUCCUCGCAGCCAGACACACAUCCAUCGCGCGCUCAAGGUGACGUCCAAAUGGCACUGCAGUAAAGCGGAAAUGAACUACGGUGACCCGUUCCUGGCGUCGUGUAUCCGGGAGCUUCAUAUCCAGGACCUGUCACUCAAGCAGCCGGGCGACCGGGCGUACUGGGUCGACCAUUGCGUUCCCGCGAUGCUUUCGAAGCUCAAUCGGUUUCACUCCCUCGCGAUUGACUCGGUCAUCAUACAGAACGGACACGACAUCCAAUGGGGAAGCUACCCUGACCCUCUGUUCCCCAACGUGACGAAGCUGACCAUCCGCCGGCUAUGCUUCCACGUCGGCGCCGAGUUUGCACUCUUCAUGCGCCACUUUCCGCGACUCACUUCUUUGACUCUCAAAGACUUCACCAUCACCUACAGGAUAUCUGACGCGGCGGCCCCUGGCCCACGACCACCGCUCCGUAAUCUCGAAAUUUACAGCAGCUCUGGCCAGGAGUUCUUCUUGAACUGGUUCCUCCACCAGCCCUCAGAGGCCAUCCUCCUAGAAAUGUUCGUCUACUCGAUCGAGCGCUGGCAGGUCCGUGCGCCUAAACCUUCUCUCAUGGCGCUUGGAGCGUCGGUCAAGGAUCUGACCAUUGUGUUCGCAUUCUCGUCCCCUCAUUAUCUGUUGACGGGAGACCCGCUUCUGCCACACCUCUCCUCCCUGCGCAACCUGACAUUCGACCAUACCACCCUCUUCGGCACGCUGUACGGCCCGCCCUCUGUCCCUGUUCUACUCAAGGAGAUCUCUGCGACCCAGAUCAGCACUGUUCGUUUUCGCUUCGUGUUGGACAACCAGUACGCGCCGCUCGAGCAGAGCGUCGAGAAGCUGGAGCGCAUCAAGCUCGGACACACUGACGGCCUCCUGCGUGAUUCUCAGCCGUUCCAGAGUCUCCAAGGUGUACUGGUGCAGAUACGCUCCCGCGACUGGGCCAGGCUGAGGAGACUGCCGUCCGCAGACCAGUGGAUCGCAGCGGAUAUCGAGCAGAGGCGGGUCUUCUCCGAUACACUCAGUGACUUGCCGCAGGGAAUCAUCGAGGAUUCUCCGCCAUCGGCGCGCGAUGCAGAGCGCGAGGAGGACAAGGACGUGGAGAGAGAGAUCCGCGAGCAUGGAUCAAACCUGGAGUGGAAUAACCUCAAGCGCGCUCGCGCGGACUACGAGAACACGCGGGAAACGUGGCACAAGGCCAUGAGCGUCGUCGAAAAGGCGCUGCCGACGAUGGCGGCCAGCAGGAUACUCAGGAUCGAGCCUUUAGAAGAUGCCUUGCCUGAGCGAACGUCUAGUAGCUGGUCGAGGCACCAUCAUCCCCACCUGUACGAGCAUUCUCAUUAUGCCCUGUACCAUCUACCUUGAUACAACAUCCCUUUCCACUUCAUCGCCACAGACUGUCAUUCUGAGUCUCGAUAGGGUUUCCCUAUUAUACGCAUCGCCGUAAAGCCAACAUCCCUCUUUUGCAAUCAUGAUUCCAUCUGUCUGUAACUUUAUGUGGUUUCCCCUCAGACGUCAUACUAUAACAUUUCUGUCUCGUUGGAUCGAUAUGGCCAGUGGACUUGCAUAGACGAAUAGGCCUAUCUUAACUGUAGCAGCAUGUAUUCGUAAUGAGCAGGAUAUGGAGUACCAAUGUAUUUGACGUGCAUAGACACCACUUAGUCGCGGUUUCAAUUCAGUCGCUGUCCAUUGAUACCCGCACGGGCGACUGAUCACUGUGAUGUCU